UUAAAAUGUUGUCCUGUUUUGGUUUUGCGUAAGUGUGGUUUGUUUAAUUAAAAGGUCAGUGUCAGAUUUAUCAAGGGACAUAAUUCAAGCUCUGUGGUGCUCAGAUCGUCAACAAUGGAAUGACGUCAUUAAUUAAUUAAUGCGGCAAUGUUGCACAAACAGAGGUUCUACUAAGGAAUUGUCCUUCAAAUGAUCGAUUUUCAAUUUAAAGAAAAUUGUGAUAAUAUUUUUGAUAACUUGUUAUAAUCAUCUUUUUUAAUCAUGAAUAUUUUAUGCAAAUUUUCUAAUGAUGAGAUUAAUCAAUUAAAAACUCUGGAGCAUCAUGGAAAAACCCGUGUUUACCAAUAACUUAUCGCAGCCUCGUAACAGAACAUGCGUUCUCAGUUCGAAUUGUUAUUAAAUUCUGAAGAAAAACAUCAAAAUAUGGCGAAAAUCAAUAGCAGUGGAAAUACAACUGAAAAUAGUAGUAGUGGUUGGAUUUAUUUGCAUUUUUUCAACUGGAAAGUAAUAAAAUGUGAGAGACUUAGUGGAAGAAAAGCUGUAUUCCAUAUAUUAUGACGAUAGUGAAACAUGGAAAGUCCUAAAAUAUGUGGAAUGAGGAUUGAAUUUGAUUUUACUAUUGUUUUGUUUACUUGUGUAGUCUCAAUUCAUCGUAGUUUUUAUGACAUUAUGGAAGAAUCAGGUGAAAAAGCUUCAUGCGAGAAAGGAGCUGAAGAUGCAUUACACCAUUUGCAUGAAAGCAGACAAAUGAAUGAUCUUACACGUUCUUCAUCGUCAUCAUCAAGCGAUAAUUGCAACUACUGUGUUAACAACUGUUCCUGUUUAGAAACAGGAUACGUGAGUCAGAUAGGAGAAAAAAUAUCAACUUGUGCAAAUGGGAAACGAGAAGAAGUUAUCUGGGCCUUUGGGAUUAAUAUAUCAACAGCGGGAAAACCCACACCAAGAACUACACCAACAAGACGUGAAUUCAUAACGAUUUUCUUUCAAAAUCUCAUUGGACAAAAACAUUUAUUUGUGAAAUCAACUGUUUCGUUAGUUUUGAAUUUUUUUCUAGCAAUAAGUAUUUUAUGCACACUAUUUUUAUACGGUAAUAGAGAUUCGCCUAGAAUUUUAUCGACUUUGAACGAAACACAAGUAUGUAUUGCUUGCAAUGGUCUUGGACUACAUAGAAGUGCAUUAUCCGCUUAUAAACAAUUGUAUAAUAUUGACAGAGUGAAAACAGAUGAAGGUAGCCUUCUUUGUUGUUAUGAAAAUCAGCGUCACGUGUACUGGUUACUUCACAUGGUUUUCCUGAGGUCCCAGUAUCUCGAGGGUGGAGAUAACAGAGACCCAUUAUAUAGACAUGCUGCUUUAACGUACCUGCAUGCAGUUCAAGUCCCUCAACCCGGAAUCUCGCAUUGGAACACACCAAAAAUUAAAGAUGUCGGAAGACAACAACCAUGCCCAAAUCCCACUUACAAUUUAAGUUUCAUCAGCGAUCUUGUUGGUGAACAUACAGAAAUGCGUGUGGAUAACAACGGACUCCACAUUGAUGACAGUGGGAUGUACUUCGUGUUCAUGACACAAUGUUUAAGAACAGAGGACAGAUGCAUUUCAAAUCCUACACCUAAUUUUAAAAUGCAAAUGCAGCUGAAAAGCACUGAAAAAGUUUUAAUACAAUCAGACGUAGUUAGAGCAGCGGGAAGCUUGGUUUUCCAACCAUACGCAUAUUGUUUAUUUACAAGACUUCACCAAAGAGAUUCUUUGGGAAUGAACAUAUCAGAGCACAAAUAUUUGAAUUUAAUGCUUGGCAGCAACGUUUUUGUCGCCUUUAAGUUACAUGAUCCUAGUAAGAAAGGUUAAAAACAUAGUUGUUAUAAAUUAUUUCUAUUAGGACAUUGAUUGUGAAUUAUGGCAAUAUUAUGUUUAUUAUUAGCGAGGCAGGUCCCGAAGUAAACUUUUCUUCUUUACCUUUGAAAUAUUGUUCAUUCGACACUGAAUUCGUGAUUAUAACUUUUUAAUAAUAGUAUUUGUUUUAUGUAUUAUUCAGAAACAGUUUUUUUCUUGAUUUGUUUCAUUUUUACGUCAAUAAAAAAGGCUACUGAUUGACUAAGGUAAAACUAUAAGAUUUGUAGUCAUGUGAAUUGCUAAAUGAAAUAACUCUUCAAACCCCAUGAGUUACAAAACUUACUUUAACUUUGGUGAAAUUUAACAUUUCGCAAACGAACAAUAUUUCAAAUUUGAAGUGAUUUUAUGUAAAUUCAGAAUGAUACAUCUUUGACAGAAAUUUGCUGGUACAGAUAUGAACGAUACUAUGUCUUAGAUUUAUUUUAAAACAUUUGCUCAUUGAUCAUAUAUUAUCAGGCAUUUGAUAAAAUCAGUCAUUAUGUAUUUACUAUAUACUUGGUCCAUUCAAAAUGGCGUUGUUUAUUUAUACCAUAACUCAUUUGCAUCCAUUGAUCAAGCAUGAUUAUGAUUUGCAGAUAUUGUAGUAAGCUACAAAACACCAGUUGGAACACACUAUUGUAAUUAAAACAAAUUGAUCACAUUUAACUAUUUAGGUCAUUUUGCCAAUAAAAAAGAUAUUCUAAUUUGGGAAAAGAAUUAUUCAUGUGUAGCCGUCUAUGAAAUGAAAUGAAAGGAACUGAUAAGUGACCAGGGGAUAUCAAACAUUCCACUUCUAAAGGGCAGUGAACAUUUCAAAGCAGCAAUUUGUUCUUUCAUUAAAAUCUUAUUAGGGUUAACAAGUAGACUCAUUAUUUAAACAGCAAAAACACAGUGCAAGAAGAGGCAGCAUUCCCCGAUACGAAAUAUCUCCUGUGCCUUCCUGUUCCUUAGGUCACUUAUCAGCACAUUAUAUUAUACAGUUACAAUAAUAUGCAUCGGAAAGGUUAAAAAUGAAACGUUAAACAUUAAAUUGACUAACAACUUUCAACUUAUAGUAUUCCUAUUUGAAACUAUGUUCUUAGAAUGUGUUCUGGUGACAUUUCUUAAAAGUUGCCAAUCUUCUUAAGUUUUGUUUGAGAUCAGAGAUUGUCUUUAAAUACACAAAAUGAAUGCAAAGAUAAUUUCUAUACUUCUCAUGGAUAAUAUGAUAUUAUAAUUCUAAAAAGUUUUAGAUUUCCCUUUUAAAAUAUUUCCUUUCAAUGUCAAUCAACAUUUUGAGUGAUGUCUUUAUGAUAGUGUACUCAAAUAAAAUCAUUUUAUUCAAAACUACACACAAUGAUUACACAAGUACAAAGUUGUUAGUUUUUGACGUUUGAUUUUUUUUUAUGAUUGUCAUAAUCCAUAUGCGAAUACUGGACACCAAUUUACUUUUGCGGCUCAACAGGUUUACGUAUUUUCAUUUUAAUUAGUUAUUGUAUAUAAUUAUUCCCCUUAAUAUUUCAUCCAAUUUCAAUUUGUUUUUUUAGAAUUUUUAGCACGCAAAAAUAAAUGGUCUGCAGUAUUUCACCGACUUUCAAUGUGUUGUCCUUACUGGUCCAUGCAAUGUCUAAGGAUAUCAAAUAUCCUCUACUGGCAGCAUUUUUAAAUUCUGAAUUUUGUAAAGAGUAAUUGGUGUUUUCUUAUCCCAAAUUAUGCAGUAAUAUGUAUUAUUUCACAAAAUAUACAGAAAUGUAACAUUUUAAAUUUCCAGAAAUGUUUUGUGUGUUAAUGUGGGCAGCUACGUGUACAUUUUCUAUACAAUGAUAGUAUAAUAAACUGUAUUCUUUGAAAGGAUUUCAGUUUAUUAAAAAUGCCCUUAUUUCAGUAUAACAUACAUUCCUUAAAACUUUUAGGCAGCAUGUUUAAAUAAAUUAGAAAUACAAAUAUAAAAUGAUUGAACAGUGUUCCAGUAUUGAAAAUAUAGUAAAGCUGUAAAAAAUUUCAAUUAGAAAGCAAAAUAUACAUUCAUGAUCGUUUUCGAUUUCCACUUUCCACUUGACGAAAUAGUAAACUACUCUUUGUUGAUUCCUAUAUUUUAAAAGUAAGUUAAUAACAAUACUUAUCACUUGUUUUUUCUUUAGGCAUUUAUUUUAUUUACUUGUAAUAUAUUUGUAUAUUGUUUCUUAUCGCUCACAUCUCCUUUUCAAAUGAUGUUGAAUAUUAUAGUUGUUUUAGUUUAUAAUGUGGCACUAUGUGCCUUUGUAUCAUUUUUAGAAUAUUUCAGUAAUAUGGGAUUUUACAUGUUUGAUUUCUUCUUAAAAUACUUGUUGUUAUUAAUAUUUGUUACAUGGUUUGUUUUUACAGUUUUAUUUACUAUCUCUUUUAAUAAUUUAUUUGUAAGUAAUAUUCGCUUUUGGAUCUCUCCUUUGUAACCGUUUAUGUUGUUUUUUUGUUUUUUUUUUGUGUUAGUUUUUAUCUUUUUCCAUUUCUAAAAUAAAAGGUUUUUCUUCUAAAUACCUGACUGGAUUUUCGGAAGUAAUUGAAAAAGCAAUGUCACUUUCAUUUAAAUUAAAAAACUUCAACAAGUUUAAAAUUACUUUAUUAAACAUUUAAAAAUUUGAUCAGUUAUAAAUUAUUUAAUAUUUCAUUUUGAUUUUCAUAUUUUCUGUUAUGUGCCUUAGCAGUGUCACGGUAGGACAUAUACUAAAUUAUAUAUUAACUGAGUGUCGAAUGUAUAAAUGGUACUAUGUUAAAUAUAAGGAAGAGUUACUACAUCUCCAGGAAUAUUCAUUUUCAGACAUGGACGGUGUUUAGUGGUAUUUUGGAUUAUGUAAAAUCUGGAGUGAUACAACAUCUUUCCAUCCGUCCCUUACAUUUCAUUUCCGAUACUGGCCUAACUAACAUUCAAUGCAUAUGAAAUGCAAAUAACCUGCUCUGUUAAAAAUAUUUUCCUGAAAUUCCAAAAUUAAAAAAGUACAAUUACUACUUCUUUUUGAGUUUUCUAAAUCACUUUCGUUGUAAUGAGAUCCAUCGCUGGCAUCUUGCUUCAGAUCAUCAAAUUGUCACAUUGAUAGCGGCUAUAAAAUUGUACAUAUAUGUUACUUGUUUUUGGAUUAUUAUUUUCUUCCUAUCUCCGUACAUUUUAUAUCACAAUGUCCCACCAAAUGCUUCGACAAUAUAUGUUAUGAUGGUAUAUUCUAAUUUUUCCGUUACUUCUUUUGUUCUCAGAAUAUAAUGUAAUUGUAUGAAAGCCAAGAUAACGUACAGUAUUGUUGAUUAUCAUUCAUCCCAGCUUCUAAAUACAUGCAUGAUAUGUCAUCAACAUUUUAAGAGUGUUUUUUGUGAGUAGUAGGACAAUUUCUUGAACAUAAAUGCAUCUAUAAAUGAAUAUUUUUUUAUUAUGGAGCUUGACAAAAUACCACAUUAAUGCUAGCAUAAACAGUUACAGUUUACAUUGUGUUAUAUAAGUUAAAUCAAUAUGUUUUUACAUUUGAUUUUAGGUAUAAUGUUAUACUGCAAGAAAAUGCUUCUUAAAAUAAGUUACAUUCGUCAAUCGACCUAACUACUCACAAAACACGAUGCACUUUUAUUUAAAUAAUUAUAAAACACGAUCAGAUCAUCUUAUGUUUUAAUUGAAAAUAAACUUUGAACAUACAUAAUAAAAAUGUUUUGAAGAAGUAACUACAUUGGACAUUUAUAUAUAUAAAUAUAUGAAUAUUUUAUAACUGUUAUAUUUGAUAAUGUUCAUUUGUUUAUUAAGUUAUAAGCGAAGUUGUCACUCUGAUAUUGUAACAAACCAAAUAUAUGGCAAACAAAGAAAGGUUGCAGGCAAAUUAAGUUAUACUGUAAAAUUUCAUUGUAGAGUCUGAUAAACAUUUUGCACUUGGAACAUCAUCAGAUGAGUGCCAUAUUGUUGCUGCUUAUUGCAGCUUCUUCAAUUUAUGACCGUGAUUUCUAUGUGUUUUAUUUAUAUUUUUGUCGGUUUUAAGAUUAUAAAAUGUACAAUGUGUUGUUGAAUGGUAUUGUGGAAAAUGUUUCUGCAGAAGAGUAAUGAUAUUACCUUGAAUAAAUACUUUUCUGUUUUAAAAAAAACCAGGCACACACUUUAUAGAUAUCUCAUUUCUUCUUUUUUGCUGUUACCACUAUAUUUUAUCAUUUUCAAGGGAAGGGUUAUCUCCCAUAUGUCAUGUUAGAGAAAAUUGUUGAAGUUAUUUAUCCUUCACGUUUCAUUUACUGCAUUCAAAAUACUGAGUUUAUCAGUUUUCAGAAAAAGUUAACUAAAUGAUAAACAUUAGUGCAUUGUUUUCCAAUAGGGCGGACAAUGCUUUAAAACCUUUAUCAUCUAAAAAUACUGUUGACUUGAAGAAUAUUAUUUCCAGAAACAUGAUAUAAUUUUACCUUACAGACUUAACAGACUUCUUGUUUUCUUUGAACACAGACAAUGACAUAAAGCCACAAAGAUUUUCAUUAAAAUGAACUACACAUUAAAUAUUUAACUACGUAUUCAAAAUUGUGAUGGCUAUAAAUUGCUCUGAUAUGAUGUUUGCAUGGACAUUACUGUUUAGUGCUGUUCAUUUUAAACAUUUAAGCAAUAUUGUGACCUUUAAAAUGUCGAAUUAAGCAUAAAAUUAGAUUUUCAGUUAGAACAGAGUUAAAAACAUAGAAAUGUCAUUUUAUUUGAUACAGAUUUAAUAUCAGCUCACUCGAAAGUAAAUACAAACAAAUGUUUAAAAGUGUUGUUUAGAAAAUAACAUGUCAAUAUAAAUGUUAAUUAGACAAAAGUAAGGGGGAAAUCUAUACAAAAGUCUAAGAGUAAACAUUUUCCAUUCCGAAAUUAAUGAAUAUUAUUUUUCCUGAUAACCAAUGUAUAAACAUUCCAAAUAUUUUUUUCAUAUUUUCGAUAUCUAAUUAUUUUUUUUAUUAUCUCAGACUUCUGUGAAUGCGUGCAUUUUCCAUACUCGCAUUACAUCUUUUUGGAGCGAGUAACAUUUUCAACAUUUGUGCUAUUUCGUGCCAAAAUUUAGUUAGAUGCUUAUCAUUACUUUAUUACAUUAGUUUCCUUUUAGUAGAUAUUUGCACCUAUUAAUGUUUGCCGUCGAAAAAAAAAGAUAAUUGUCUAAAGUCUACUUUUUACACUAAGUAUCAUCGUGAUUUUUACUAAUUUCAGAAGCACUAUUUUAGACUAAAACAUUUUAAUAUAAUUGAUUGAUGUAUCAAAGAUCUUUUCCAACCCAUUUUUAACGGUGUAGGCAGUGUUCUAUUCGACCCAACACGACCUUGGAAAAGAAGAGAGGCGAAAGAUAGCAAAGGGAUCUUCAAAAACAGGUAAUGUUUGCAACUAAGACGUAAAUUGUAUUUUUUUUUUUGAAUUAUUCACUUUGAAUUUGGUACGUUAUUUUUUACACAUUCGGAUAUAAAAUGGAAUCAACGAGACAGCGGAAUUCCAUCCAAACAUCCCGAUUUAGUCUUAAAAAUAAUUUACACUGAAUAGUGGUUUGUUCCUAAUGGACAUUAUAUGUCAGAGUGUUCAGAUUUUGUUUGUACAGUUCAGAAGAAACGACCUUUUAGUAACAACGUUACCUACUUUUCAGUCUUUUUAUCAAUCUUAGGUUUAAACUUGUAGUAGAGUUUCUUUUGAAAGGUAAUAAUCGACCAGUUUGAUAAAUCAUAGUGAUUUAUUAUCGGAAACCAUUUUUUCUCUUCAACGUUAGUGCAUGCAUGCUGCUUUUAUUUUCACUUUUGACAUAUUGAACUUGCAAUAAGGGGUUUGUAUGUCCAAAAUCAAAUUGUCAAUCUAAUUUUGAUAAAGAUUAAACUUGUGGAUACGUACUCAUAUUAAGGAUAGCGCGAUAGGAAAUUACAUUUGACAUGUAUUAGCAAUGUAUUAACAUAACUCAAGGGUUAAUUACGGUGUUUUUAACUGUAACUUCAUUUUUUUCCAACAUGAGGGCAUCAUAUACUUAUAUCACUGAGGUCAUCCUUAGUACAUUUAUCAAUUAACAACUUAUAUGAAAAACAUAAUUGAAAAUUUAAUUCAUUUUUAUUUUGUCGUUCUAUCCUAUUCAAAUGUAUCGCCGAUUUAUUAUUUUAAAGUUUCUUUUUUCUUCGGAAGACAUUAUUAGGUGUUAUUCUGUUUAGCUAAACGUGUUGUGUAUGUCUUGUGCUUAUAAAAUAUUGUUACUUAUAUAAAUGAUAAAUAAAGCAGCUAAUGAAAAAUAA
Messenger RNA from Mytilus californianus (California mussel), 8064 nucleotides. RefSeq lists its product as uncharacterized. Lineage: Eukaryota; Metazoa; Mollusca; Bivalvia; Mytilida; Mytilidae. The transcript is spliced from 5 exons. The coding region runs from base 571 to 1842 and encodes 423 amino acids. The record is from RefSeq and is a predicted model, not a curated record. Gene Ontology annotation, molecular function: protein binding.